AUGUUACUAAUUUUUUGCUUUUUCUUUUGUGUAGGUGAAAAGCCAUACCAUUGUGACUGGGAAGGGUGCGGGUGGAAAUUUGCUCGCUCUGAUGAACUGACUCGCCACUACCGAAAACAUACCGGCCAUCGGCCGUUCCAGUGCCAAAGGUGUGAUCGUGCCUUCUCCAGGUCAGACCACCUUGCCUUGCAUAUGAAAAGGCACUUCUGA
This is a messenger RNA of Staurois parvus, 210 nucleotides long. The record is from the annotation of a GenBank genome assembly. Lineage: Eukaryota; Metazoa; Chordata; Amphibia; Anura; Ranidae.